AUGCAAGAGUCACAAAGAUAUUUAUCUCGAGGAGAAAACUCACAACAACAAAACAAAUUUUACAAUUCCGCAACCGAAACAAAUAAAUCAUUAGGAAAGACAAGUUUUCGUCAAAGUUGUAAAAGUUGCCAAAUGCAAGGGCAUGACAUACUUCGAUGCGAUAAAUUCCAAAAAUUAAAUGUCGAACGGCGAUUAGAAGUAGUGCGCAAAAAUCAAUUAUGCUUUAGAUGCUUAGGACAACACACAACGAAAAGUUGUUUCAGGACUUGGAAAUGUAUGGUAUGCGACAAAUCACACAAUACCUUGCUACAUGAAGACAAACCAAGUCAAAAAAUAUCAUCAAAUAUGGCUAAACAGAAAGGAGAAGACACAUUUUUAGCAACAGCAAUAAUAAAAGUGAUAACGCCAAAAGGAGAAUUGGAAUUAAGAGCCUUAAUUGAUAGUGGUUCUCAGAAAACUCUAAUUUCUGAGGAAGGAGUUCAAAUGUUAGGGUUACCGAAAAUAAAGGUAACCACCGAAAUAAGCGGCGUCUCAGCGGAAUGCGUGGAAGUUUCACGACAUAAAGUACGACUCGAAAUAAAACCCAGAUUUAAUAGCAAGUUUCUAGCAGAAACCGAAGCUUUGGUGUUAUCUAAACUACAUAAAGCACUUCCAAUAAAAAAAUUUGAAAAGAAGGCGUAUAUAUGGAAGAAUAAACUACUAGCGGAUCCAAAUUUCAACAAACCAAGUCGCAUUGAUGUAGUAAUUGGAGCUGAUUUGUACCCAAAAAUAAUGAAAAAAGGUAUAAUUAAAGCUGAUGGAUUACUAGGACAAGCCACAAUGCUGGGUUGGAUUGUGUCUGGUAAUAUUGAAAGAUCCAGAAGCAAUGAAAUAGUAGCAGCUAUGACAACCUUUAAACUGGAUGAUUUAGAAAGAUUCUGGGAAAUGGAAAAGGGUGAAGAGGAGCCUACUCCAGAAGAUACCAUAUGUGAACAAAAUUUUAUUAAAACGACAACACGUGAUUCAACAGAUGGCAGAUUUAUAGUAGCCAUUCCGUUUAAAAAGGAGAAAAAGCUUGGAGAAUCUAGGAAGACAGCAGUCGCACGGUUAAUGAGUAUGGACAGGAAAUUUGAAGCAAGAAAAGAUCUAAAAGACGACUACACAGAGUUCAUGCGGGAAUAUCAAAAGAUGGGACAUAUGAAGGAAGUUGAAAAGAUAGGUCAAGGUAAAUAUUACUUGCCCCAUCAAGCUGUAAUUAAAAAAGAAAGCACCACAACAAAACUAAGAGUGGUCUUUGACGCAUCGGCAAAAACUACAAAUGGUCACAGUUUGAAUGACGUAAUGCUAAUCGGGCCAAGAUUACAGAAAGAUAUUGUAGAUAUCAUUGUAAAGUGGCGUAUGUGGCGUUAUGUAAUGACUGCUGAUGUCGAAAAGAUGUAUCGGCAAAUAAAAGUCAGAGAGGAAGAUCAGGAAUAUCAGUAUAUUCUAUGGAGAGAAAAUCCUCAAGAGAAAAUAAAGGAAUUCAAACUUUCAACAGUGACAUAUGGUACAGCAGCACCAUUUUUAGCAGUGAGAACGUUACAAGAGAUUGGUAACAUUUACUGUAAAGACAAUAAAAACGUGCAUGACGUCAUUAAUAACGAUUUUUAUAUGGACGAUCUCAUGACAGGCGGUCAUACUAUUCAGGAAUGUAAAGAAUUACGAGAGAAAUUGAUACAAGCUUUACAGAGUGCAGGAUUUCAUUUAAGAAAAUGGUUAUCAAAUAGUUCCGAAAUAAUUGAUAAUCUUACAAGGGAAGAUAAUGAAAUUAUUCAAAUCGAAGAAACGGAUUCAGUGAAAACCUUGGGGUUACAAUGGGAACCAAAACGUGACCUAUUUAAAUUUAAAGUAGCAGCUCAACAGGAGGAAAAAAUUACAAAACGAACAAUACUAUCACAAUUGGCAAAAAUAUUUGAUCCGCUUGGUUGGCUUGCACCAGUAACAAUUGUUGGUAGAUGUUUCAUGCAAAAACUUUGGUCUACAGGUGGAUCUUGGGAUGAGUCGUUAAAUAAAGAGUUAGAAGAAGAAUGGCUGAAAUUCGCUAAACAAUUAGAUAUAUUAGAUAAAAUAACUAUUCCACGCUGGAUCGGUACAAAUAAUACCACUAGUUUGGAAUUGCAUGCGUUUGGAGACGCAUCUGACAAAGCAUAUGCAGCAGUAAUUUAUGCAAAAGUGGGGCAGCAAGUAACACUGUUGCUUGCCAAAAGCAAAGUAAACCCUAUUAAAAAUAGGAAAACAAUACCCAAAUUGGAACUUUGCGGUGCACAUCUAUUGGCUAAUAUAUUAAAAAGAGUCAAGAAGACAUUGAACUUACAGUGUAAAAUUUAUGCAUGGAGUGAUUCGAUGGUUACAUUGGCAUGGAUUCAAAACAAAAACAACAAAGAGAAGUUUGUACGCACCAGGGUAAACGAUAUAAAUGAGAUGAUUCCAGAAGCUGAAUGGAAGUAUGUGAAAUCAAGUGAAAAUCCAGCAGAUAUUGCAUCAAGAGGGACAUCACCUGAAAAAUUACUACAACACAGUUUAUGGUGGCAAGGACCAUCAUGGCUUCAAUUAAAUACAGAUCAUUGGCCGGAAAGAGUAGAAGAAAAAAUAGUUACUACAACCACAAUAACGGAAAAGAAAGGCUUUUUCUCAAUACUACAAAAAUUUUCAGACCUUGGAAAACUAAUUAGAGUGAUGGCAUACGUGAUGCGAUUCACAAAUAAACUUCGAAGAAAAACGAUAACAACAGAUUAUUUAACAGUAGACGAGCUGCAAUUGGCAAAGAAAAAAGUAAUUAAAAUACAACAAAAUUUUGAUUUUUAUGAUGAAAUACGACAAUUAAGAAACGGCAAGGUGUUGGAUAGAAAAAACAAAUUAUCAACAUUAUAUCCUUUCGUUGAUGAAGAUGGCAUUUUAAGAGUAGGAGGAAGACUGCAAAAUUCUGAAAUCGCUUAUAACACUAAACAUCCAAUCAUACUGACAAAUUGUGAUUUAUCAAAGUUAAUCAUCCAGGAAGCACACAAAACAACAUUACAUGGUGGCAUUGAAUUAAUGAGAACACACAUCAGAAAUGAAUACUGGAUCAUUCGUAUAAGGAGUCAACUAAAACAGUAUGUGAGGAAGUCUGUACGUUGUGCUCGAUAUAACCAAGAAGUGAUGACACAACUAAUGGGAAAUUUACCACCAUAUCGAGUUAUACCCAACCAUCCAUUUAAUAAUGUCGGAGUGGAUUAUACAGGACCGCUUCAAAUACGCUGCUCAAAAGGUAGAGGCCAAAAAUCAUACAAAGGAUAUAUUGCUGUCUUUGUUUGCAUGACGACAAAAGCAAUUCAUCUUGAAGCCGUAAGCGAUUUAUCCACGGAAGCUUUUUUAGCUGCGUUGCGGCGUUUCUUUGCAAGAAGAGGAAAAAGUACCAAUAUAUAUUCAGAUAAUGGUACAAACUUUGUUGGAGCAGCAAAAUCUUUGGACAAAGAUUUAAAACUAGCUAUUACCAAUAACAGAGUUAUUGCACCAAUAAUGGAAAAAGAAGGCAUUAAGUGGCACUUUAUUCCGCCGGCAAGUCCUCAUUUCGGAGGAAUCUGGGAAGCAGGUGUUAAAUCUAUGAAACAUCAUCUUAAGCGUAUCAUAGGAGAUAACACUCUCACAUAUGAAGAGUUAACUACACUGUUAACACAAAUUGAAGCCGGUUUAAAUUCACGCCCACUUUAUACAACUGGAGAAGAUUAUGAAAACGACGGUAUACUUACUCCAGGGCAUUUCUUAAUUGGAAGACCUUUAUUGAGUGCGCCAGAACCAUCUCAAGAAAGAAAUCUUUCGUCAUUAGAUAGAUGGAAUCUUCUUCAAAAAAUGAAAUGCCAAUUUUGGAAGAUCUGGAAAGAGGAAUAUCUACAUACAUUACAGCAAAGGUAUAAAUGGAAGCAACCGAUGAACAACAUCAAAGAAGGACAAAUUGUAUUGAUAAGAAACGAGACUUCUCAUCCAGCUAAAUGGCCGAUGGGAAAAAUUACUGAAAGGCAUAAAGGAUCUGAUGGAAUGGUGAGAGUUGUAACCAUUAAGACGCAAGAUAGCACAGUGAAAAGGCCUAUCAAUAAAAUAUGUCCACUUUACUCUGAAGAAGAGGAGAAAAGUGUCGAACGAGAAAAGAGAAAAACAUCUAGAAGCAGAAGAAUAAACACUAUUUCAAUAGUAACUUGCAUGUUUUUAUUGAUGCAAACAGCAAUAGCAACAAUGACUAGUAGUGAUAUUCAAAUCAAUGAGAUACCAAACAAAAGCGCAAUAUAUCUCGAAAAAAUUGGUAUAAUCGAUAUAGAGAUGUCUACGUGGAAUUUGGUGGUGUAUUACAACAUGGAAUUGGUGGUGUAUUACAACAUCGGGAGACUGAAAAAACAGUGUCAUCUCCUCACCAACUUCGAAUCAAGCUGUGAAAUAAUGAAUUCAGCACUAGAAAAACGGUUCAAGGCGUUAGAGAUGAAUAAUGACCUCUUACUACAACCAAAAAGGACACGUCGAGCACCUUUUGAAUUUGUAGGAACUAUUCAUCACAUUCUUUUUGGAACGAUGGAUGCAGAUGAUCGAAAGGAGUUAGAGAAAGACCUAACUAAUUUAUUAGACAACGAAAAGAAUUUAAAACAAUUGAUUCAGAAGCAAACGUCUGUGAUUGAUUCAUCGUUGAACAUUAUGAAGAAAUCGGAAGAAGAAGUGCGAGAAACUUUCGUAAAGAUGAAUGGACAAUUGAAUUUAUUCUACUCAGAAUUAAUAAAAAAUCUCAACGCCGAAAGGAUGGCAUUAAUUUAUCAAAUGAUGGUAACACAACUCAGUAUGACGUUGACAGAAUAUGAAAAUAUACAAUCGACAAUCAUCAAUCUGUUAAUUGACAUUAACCAUGGACAUCUAAAUCCACAACUUUUACGACCAUCUCAAAUGCGCGAAGAAAUAUACAAAAUUAAAAAUGAGUUAUCACCAAAGUUGACACUUUUAGGAGCCCAAACAAGUGAAAUACUAAAAAAUGUUUAUAAUCUUAUGAGAGGAAAAGGAACCAUAAUGAAUAAUAAGGUAGUGAUCAAAACAACCAUUCCAUUAUUCGCACGUGAGACGUCAACAUUAUAUAGAGUAAUUCCAAUUCCGUUUCAACAUAAUGAAGAAAUGAUGAUACCAAUUAUUAGAGGAAGCUAUCUAAUUUACAAUUUCGGUUUAGAUGCAUACAAUAUAAUGCAACAAACAGAAUUGGAUAAAUGUGAUACGAGUCUGGAGAACCAUUACACAUGUAAAGGAAGCUGGCCAUGGAAACCAUCCUCAGACCAGUCAUGCGAAAUCUCGGUACUACGUGGCAUGCCAACAAAGAACUGUCUUUUCAAAAAGGGUCAUUGGACUAGCUUUUGGAUAAAGCUUCAAAGUGGUAAUAGUUGGCUUUAUAACAUAUUUUCAAAUGGAACUAUAGAUGUAGAAUGCAACAAAUUCAAGGAAUUUUUCAACAUACCAUCGAAAGGAAUAAUGGUAUUAGGAGAAGGAUGUACUGGACGUUACAAAGGAAUUAUUCUAGCAGCUCCACAACAAUAUCACACGCAAAAGUUAAUUGAGGCACCUGUGAAUCAACCAAUAAUGGAAAUAAAUGAAGUACCUAUGCCUCAAGUAAUUGCUCCACCAGAAACCAUAACUACAAGUUUAAAAGACAUCAAAGAAUUACAAGACAUAGUGAAGCAACUCAAGAAAGAAAACAUAAAAUUAAAAGAAAUAAAAGUACAUCAUGUUACCGGACACAUAUCAUUGCUAUUCUUUAUAGUCGGCGUGCUAGUAGCAAUCUUCAUUUACUAUCGAUUGAAAACCAAGCGACGACUACAAGCUGCAAUCACGUUCCCAGCAGUCACUUUUGCCGCCCGGGAGAAUGUUCAAAAUUGAACAUGUUCGUUGCUGCCAAAGCACGGACAACAAUAUUACAUUUAAGUCUUUUUUAUAUAUUUCAAUGUUAAAUAAGAUAAGCUAUUGUAAUCAUACAGUCCACUAGUAAUAGAUAUCUAUGUUCAAAUAUAUUGAACAUACAUACACAUAUACAUAAACAUACGUACAUAAAAUAAACACAUAAAAAUGUAUGCAUUGAUAUGCAGCAUACAAACAUAUAUGAGGCACGCAUGCAUUAAUAUGUGACACGCAUGCACUCAAGAAAUAUCUAAUAAACAUACAUAUUUACUUAGGUUUGGGCAAUUGAUUAGAAAUGCACAUGUGCACUUGAAAACAACCCAAACCAAGCAAUAUAAAUUAUACUUCUAUGACAGCACACACACACACACAUGUAUUGUAUUGUAUAGUUAAAAACAACCCCAAGUGGUGUGCUGUAAAUAUAUUUAUAUUUAAUUAGAUAAGUUAGAAUUUUAAAAUAGUAUAUAAGGUUUCCAAAUUUAUAAAUAAAACUAGAAUGAAAUAUUCUCAGCUCGACUAAAGACGUUUUUUAAUUCCCCCCACCAGUGGUAAGGAUUACUAAAAUCUUUGUUGAGUUUAAGUUUGAUCUUACAAAUCAAACAGUUUGAUAUAUAAUUUCAAACACGAAGAAAUCAAAACGCACUAAAACGGAUAAGUGAGACACAUCAGCCUUACGGCGUAAUUCAAUAUUCGCUCAUGUUCUGCCGCAGAGAAGACGGAUAUCAGAUGAUAUAAGAUGAUAAAUCCGGUGAAUGGUUAGUAAAAAAAAUUUUUGUUUGCUACUUCAUAUAGGUAAUUUAAGCUUUUAGGUGUCGAGACAAAUAAAAAAGUCAGUUCAAUGAAGUUUUACGCAUAUCGAAUGAUAAUUCGCCAAAACUAUAACAACCAUUUACUGAGAUAUGGACGGUUAUUUCAACAGUAUGCAGUUGACAUGUAUGUUAAAGUUGAGACAGAACGACUUAAUUACAUGCAAUACAAUCAGUCGAAGUUGCGAUCUGAAGAGUAUAUUCACUUAAGAGAUGCAAUGAAUGGUGAUGCGGAUAUUACAGAUAUUGGUCGACUCUAUAUUUUGCCAUCGACAUACAUUGACAGUCCUAGACACAUGCAUGAGUACUCCCAGGAUGCGAUGACUUACGUGCGCAAUUAUGGACGGCCGGAUUUGUUUGUUACAUUAACUUGCAAUCCAAAAUGUGACUUUAACACUUUGAGCCCCGCGUGCCCCACUGGUGGACAUUUAUAUUUUGACGAGUUGGGGUAAUGUGACCACCCGUGGGCAUUGGUGAAUUUUCAUUAUGGGACAUCGUGACCCCCGGUGGUCACAAAAAAAAAACAGGAAAAACACAGCAAAAAUGCAUUUGGUUUAUUAAAAAUAAAUAUCACAAAGUCACCUCAAUCGCAAAAAAUCAAUAAAACUAAGUAAACAAAUUUUGGUUCCAGCUUGUCAACUAAAGCACAACCGGGCCACCGGUGCAGAAAAAAAUGACCACGGGUGGGCACACGGGGCUCAAAGUGUUAAGCAGGAUAUAUCAGCUAAUAUUUUAUUAUCUUAAUGAAAUUGAGAGAAUGUGUUUUAAUCAUAACAGGGUAUAUUUUUGCCAAAAAUGGAUAAAAUUGAGCGAAAACUUGACCUAGUCUUUGACUGUCUUUGCUCUAUAUUAUUGGUGAUUAUAUGUGAGGUACAUUAAUGAUAAUAAUUAAUGAAUAAAAUCUGGUCGAUACUAAUAUAUAUAAAGACCUUCAUUUUCCUAAGAAAUUUUAUGACGAAUUUAUCGGACAGUGUAUGACUUAUAUAGAGUAUAUGUAUAUUUAAAACUUCUUUGAUUUCGAUCCUUUGGUUGACGUUUUACGUCUAAAGGUAUUUCCCUGCCUCUAAUUCUUGGAAGUUGCAAGAGUAUAAAAUGUUCGGAGGCACCGGAACUUAGCCCUUCAUCUUCAGGUACCUCAGUUUCAACACUCCUGUUUAAAAAUUAUUUCCAUAAUCUUGUGUCUUGAAGCGUAAACGUAUGCAUGUACAAAGGAAAAAAACCACAAGUUAAAAGUAUUUCUUUUAUACUUUAGCAACAUAUAGGAGGAUGGAGUCAUGUGUAGAAGUUCACGCAAGUGAGGAAAGUUCUCUGAUCGCCAUUCACUUGGGAGUGGCCAGAAGCGAUUCUUUUACAUAUGACUCAAGCAGCUCACGACUUCCGGUCUUUGACCAAGUAUCCUCUGGGUAGCCUAAGAACAUCCGUUUGAAGGCGAGCUAAAGUGAGAAGGCGAAAUAUCCCCUACUUAGGGUUGUGCGCUGGGUUUGGGACCCGCCACGUAAAAAAACACCCCCAACGAAAAAGCAUAAACAGCCUCGGAUGAGAGACCCCCUUUUGUUGACGACCAUGGCAAACGAAAUAAGGAAAUUGAGGGCAUGCACCUGGAAUGUCCGGUCCCUUAAUUGGAAAGGUGCCGCUGCCCAGCUGGUUGAUAUCCUUGUGAAAAUAAAGGCUGACAUCACCGCCGUCCAGGAAAUGCGAUGGACGGGACAAGGACAGAGACGAGUAGGUCCUUGUGACAUUUACUUCAGUGGCCAUAUAAAGGAGCGCAAGUUUGCUGUUGGAUUCGUUGUGGGAGAGAGACUCCGUCGCCGAGUAUUAUCAUUCACUCCAGAGAAUGAACGUCUAGCCACAAUCCGCAACAAAGCGAGGUUCUUCAACAUAUCGCUGAUUUGCGCCCACGCCCUGACGGAAGAGAAGGACGAUGUGGCCAAAGAUGACCUUUAUGAGUGCGUGGAGCGCACUUAUGAGAGAUGCCCCCGCCACGAUGUCAAAAUCCUGCUUGGCGACUUCAACGCCAGGGUGGGCAAAGAAGGUAUCUUUGGCACUACGGUCGGUAAAUUCAGCCUCCACGAGGAAACAUCCCCAAAUGGGUUGAGGCUGAUCGACUUCGCCGGCGCCCGAAAUAUGGUUAUCUGUAGUACUAGAUUCCAGCAUAAGAAGAUCCAUCAAGCUACCUGAGUGUCUCCGGAUCGAAAAACCACCAACCAGAUCGAUCAUGUUGUGAUAGACGGAAGACACGUCUCCAGUGUUUUAGAUGUGCGUGCGCUCCGAGGUCCUAACAUCGACUCGGACCACUAUAUUGUUGCAGCCAAAAUUCGCACUCGCAUCUUUGCAGCAAAAAACGCACGCCAACAAACACAAGGAAGGUUCGACGUCGAGAAGCUGCAAUCACAACAGACAGCCGAACGAUUUUCUACUCGGCUUGCACUCCUGCUCUCUGAGAGCACUCGUCAACAACUCGGUAUAAGGGAACUGUGGGACGGCAUUUCAAACUCCUUACGUACAGCUGCAACCGAAACCAUUGGUUUUCGGAAAGUGCAAAAGAACAGCUGGUACGACGAGGAGUGCCGUGUCGCAGCGGAGAGAAAACAGGCUGCCUACCUCGCAACGUUACGAUCGACCACAACUCGUGCGGGAUGGGACAGAUACCGAGAGUUGAAGAGGGAAGCGAGACGUAUUUGUAGACAGAAAAAGAAAGAGGCCGAAAUGCGUGAGUAUGAACAGCUCGAUAAGCUGGCCGACAGGGGUAAUGCUCGAAAAUUCUACGAAAAGAUGCGGCGACUUACAGAAGGUUUCAAGACCGAAGCAUACUCUUGUUCCUAAGCAGCAACCGAACUGUAAGUUACAGAAUAAAUAAAAAUUUUCAAAUUUAAUCUUUUAGUCACACAGACGACUAAGAAUGAGAAGCUUGAGGUCCGAUUCAACCCCAAGACCGUCAAAUGCAGUAACAACUGCCUCCGGCAGGACAUUGUUGAAAGCUCUUUCGAUAUCAAGGAACGUCCCAAUUAUAAUAGUAGUAUGCAGGGCAGUAUGCACUGACUUGCCUUUACGAUAAGCAUGUUGUGCUCCUGACAGAUAGUCGCUCGGAAUACGCCUCCUUACAUAUCAGUCCAUCAGUCUCUCCAGAGUCUUAAGCAAGAAGGAGGAGAGGAUGUAAGGCCUGAAAUCCUUGGCCGUAACGUGGCCAGCCUUCGGGAUGAACGUAACUCUGACUCGUCCCCAGGCCCCCGGGAUGUAACCUAAUCUAAUGCAGUUCACAUAGAUAGGUGCCAACCAGCUGCAUGACACCUUACCAGCCUGCUGCAGCGGCGCUGGUAUGAUGUCGUCUGGUCCCGACAACUUGAACGGUUUAAACGAAUUAAUCGUCCAUGCCAAGUGUCGGUCAUCCAGAAGGCCGACAAAGGCCGCACAGUUGUCAUGCACCACUCCGAGAGAUACACAUGGGACGCGUUGAUUGGGAAAUGAGGGUCAAGGAGCAUCUAUAGUAUUUCUUCACUGCUAAGGGCCCACUUCCAAUUUGCAUCCUUGAGAUAACCCAGGGACAAUGGGUUUUUUGCGAGAAUAGGCCUGUAUCUAGAGGACUCGUGACAGCCCCUCACUUUUUCACAGAAACUCUUGCACGAUAUCGUGUUAACCUUUAUUAGCUCGGAAUUGUAUAUUGAAAAUCCUAUUUUAUACAAAGCCCAGUCGUUAGAUAACCCAUUUCUGCGGACCCUGUUAAAUGAACGUCUACAGGACGCCCUGAUAUCCGAGAGUUCCAUAGUCCACCAUAGAGGUUGCCUUUGCCCUUCGGUGUUUUCAGUGGACAGGAACUCUCCAGUGCAGGAUUGCACGCCGAGCUGAAGAUUUCGACCCACUCCUCCACCGCAUCGGUGGUGGCCAACGCUUCCACUCCCGGUGCGGGUGGGAGAGUUUGCCGAAGCCUCCUGCGGUAACCUUCCCAGUCUGUAUUCCUACGGUUUCUAAAAGAAACCAUCUCCGACUAGACUAAACCCGAUACACCUGUGAUCAGAAAAGGAGUGAUCAUCGAGAACCCUUCAUUUUGAGGUCAGCCCACCCAAGGUCCUUCUUAGCAGCAAGGGAGGUGGCUCAUGUAGAAUGUACGCAGAGAUAAGCCAUAAAUCUCCGGUGUUACACUCUAGUUCAGCGGCCAUAUUGUGACCUACCCGCACCUCCUCCAACAAUUGUUCGAGGCUGAAGACAGCGACGCCAAUCGACGAACCGCCCCCAAAACUCGCCACGUCCGAGAGAUUCGGCUCGUUUUCCAUGGUCCUUUGACCAACAACGCAGUCAGUCUUACCCACCGCAGCUGCAGCUUGGGUGCCAUUGGCUCUGGCAUCCGUUAGGAGUACUUUCAGCACUACCAUUUCGAAACCAUAGCUGAAAGAAGUGAUGGACUCUGAAUUUAGCAUAUCUCUAGCCUUAAAACUCUCCAGUCCUGCGUGGGAAGUAUCUGAUUCGCAGUGGAAGGUUCGGGCGCCAACCAGAUACAGGCUCUAAGGCGAAGAGGAAGAUCCGCUUUGUCCACGGCCUCCAGUCUGGCUCCCUUUUAAGCCCCCCCACCUGAGAGACUGCAUCCUUAUAUAAGAGAGCCGAUCGUUCGUCAGCACAUCUUGCAAGCUUGUGCAGCUCAAAGUGCCAACUUGCACUCACACAUUUUGGGGGUGGCCCAGAGUAUUCUUUGACCACCUUCAGGAAGACUGACGACAUAGCCGCCUCUACUCUCUUCCAUUCUUCGCGGGAGAUGGCACCGUCUUCCCUACUGCGAUCGAGCUCACCAAGUACUACAGCACCAGCGCUUUUAGCGAUUUCGCUAAAGGUUGGCGCAAUUCCCGUUCGUGGUUUUUUACCAAGGGAGGUUUCUCCCUCAUGUGACCUUUGCCGCUUAACCGCUGGUUCGGUCCUGCUCUAUCGUCUUCACUCAGCAUCUUCUUAGCCCACUCGAGGGUGCUAGUAUGUUGCUCAGAUACUUGAAAAACAUGCUUUCCACUGUACCGUUCCACGAUUUUGGCGGUCUGACUUAAGCUUCCUCGUUAAGGCUGCGUUACGGCGGGUUUGCGCUGGCUUCCCCCAUUCUAAUAUCUGAUGAGGAUACACCUACUGGGGUCUUUGUCUUGUUUCUGCAAUUACCCAGCGACGGUUUCGUCGCCACAGGAGCAGCAGCCCCGCCUGGGAUAGAUCUAGGUGUCGAUUUCGUCAACCCUUCACCACCCUUCGUCUUUUCGUCGAUGUUCUUGUUUUUGUUUUUUUCGUUGUUGUUAUUUGUAGUCUUGUCCCUGCAAAAAGGGUCUCCACUCAGAGCCGCCAUCCAUCCCCCGGAAAGACAGUCGCCUUUUAUGGUCCCAAGGUUAUCUCAGUGACGAAGCCAAGCCGAGGGUUGACUUUCGCCCUUGUGAGGCAAUAAGUUCAGAGCCGACCAGCGCAAAGGAGGAGUCCUCUCAACUUACACCUACCACGCCAACUUAACGGCGACGGGGGAGGAUAACGUACUCUGAGUUGCAACAUUAACCCGUCAGCCAUUUCUGAUGAGUGUCACCUCAUCAUACUCAGAUCAGGAUUCUACCAAAUUCAAAUAAAGAGUUUCUCUUACUCAAAAACCAGUCCAAAGCCAAAUGUCGUCCAGGAGUUGGAAGGCCGUGAAAGCUGCAGGCCAUUUAUCGUUACCCAGGACCAGCUUGGAAGCGACCUUCACUACAUCUUAUGAUUGUGCCCUAGGAGCAGAAAAAUUUUGUAUAGAUAUAUUGGCAAAUUUAUAAAGAUUUCAUAAACAACCAAAUUUCAAUAUUCUAAAGUCACGAAUGAUCUGAUUUGAAUUGCUAGAAGUGCCGGCUCCUUGUGAUCAAAAGACCACCACUUAGAUAUACUUAUGUCUGGAGUCUGAUACAAGUUUUUGAAGCGGGUAAUACUGCUUCCAGGUAAUUUGCUGGGUGUGAGAAGGUAUAGUGAUGUGAUGUGAUUGGAAUAACUAGUUUUGCAGUUUCCAGCAACCAGGCACCCAAACCAGUAUGAUAACGAAGUAACUUUAUCCUAUUACUAGUGACAUCGGACACUCUUCACUACAGCGCACUGUCAGCGAGCUUAACCCUGCUGUUAGGUUAAGGACCAUUUGGUCCAAUUUUUUUUUUUUUUUUUUUUGUAACAUGCAAAACGAGGGAACCCCUCGCCUAGGUUUUAUUUUACCAGAGUUGAGUAAAUAGUAAAAUAAUAAUAUUUAGCAAGUAUUGAACCAUGGACCAAAUGGUCCUCUAACCUAAGAUUUGUAAGUUUUUUUAACCUAACAGCAGGGUUAAGGCCAGCAAUGCUGCUCUGCUAACUAUUGAAUACUAGCAGCCCGCCUCGUUUUCACCGGGUAUUAAACAAUAAUUUCAAAAGUUAUAAUAUUGUGCACACUCUCCCACAUUAAAAAUUAAUAAAUUGAGUGAAAUUGGGACAUUAAAGUAUAUUUUUUUGUCUUGUUAUAAUUAUUAUUUUUUUUUAACAUUUGUAAAAAGGCCUUUACUAUAUAUUUUACUUUCUCUGCUCCUGAAAAAUAAUUUAUUGAGUUAGAGCUUCCCUGUAAACGAUAUUUGAUGUUAAUUUAUUUUAUGACAGUAAUAUAAAUUGAUUUUCUCAGGACCCGCGAAUGGCCAUGAGUUGGUCAAUCCUACUAAUUCGAAAGCCUGGCCUUGGGACUUGUUUAUAGUUAGAGCGAAAGAUGUUUUCAUCGGAAAUUGAAACCGUUUAAAUGGGAUUGGCAGAUCACUUGGGAUCAUUGGAAUCCAUUGUAUAUGAGCUAUUUGACCAGCUUCUGGGCCGGUGAUAAGUGAUAAUUAAAUUUUCCUUCAUUUCCUUGGAACUCCAAUUUUUAAAGCGAAUUCAUGUGGUGGUAGUCCACAAGGGUUGAAUGAAUUUAAAAACUUUUGGGGAUAAUGGACUGCGUCUUCGAUGUCUAUCGAAUACCCAGUUUUGGAAACAGUUUGGAAACUUUUUGAAUAAUUAGAUUGUUUAUUUCGUUGAUACUGUCAUUCUUGGGUGGCACCAUUGUCCAGAAAAAUUUCUUCACCAAGUUUAAGCAGUUGCUUUGGAAAAUCCCCAUCAGUAAUUCCAUAAAGAUGAGCUCUCAUAUUGGUCUGAAAUUUAUAUAUGUAUUUUCAACCAAAGUCCAUAAGGGCGAAAAUAUUAAGCAUGCUUUGGUGAUGUCUGGUUGCGUACCUCUGUUAACGACAGGAAGAGUCUGUCGGAAAUCUCCAGGAAAUAAAAAAAAAAUCCCACCCAUGAGAGCAGAGGAGUUUCUAAGGUCCUUUAAUAGUCUAUCCAAGGUUCAUGGUGCAUUCAUCCCACAUAAUUAAUGUGGUCUUGCAAUUGUUUACCAAGAGGCUCAUUUUUACGGAUAGAACAUAUUGAUUGUUGUUCAAGAUUUGCGGAUAGCGAAAAUUUAAAAGUUGAAUAAGUAGUUUUUCCAUCCCUUAGAAGAGUUGCAGCAAUUCCUGACGAAGCCUUACCAUUAUACUUUCUUAAAUUUUUUCGGUCUUUUUCGUUCGUUCGAAAUGUUUUUCGAUUCGCUUUUUUAGCAUAAGUAAACUAAAUAAUAUUAUCUAAUUAUAAUUAUAGCUUUUAAUUUAUUACGUUUAAUGAAUAAAAAACAAAUUAGCUUUUCUGUGCUUAUACAAAAGCGGCGAAUUUUAUUGUUUUUAAUCUAAUAUUUCGACUAAACUUCGUGUUUCAAUUUAAAAAAGGAAAGAAAACAUUUUUUUCAAAUAUCAUGUAAAUGAAAUUAAACUAAAAAAAUAUAAAAUAUCAUUUUUUCAUCGCAUGUCAGUUUCUUACAUUGCGAGCUCAUUUUGUAAAUCUUACUAACUUUCAAAUAAUUUUGUCUAUAGUUGGAUGAGUUUUGUUUUUAGUUUUUAAUAUUUUUGAUAAAUAACGUGUAUUUAAUUUACUUCUAAAUAAAAAAAUUCUAUACUGCAAAAAGUACCGCUAUAAAGUGUUGUCAAAUAUGCACAGCACUUGAAAAUUUGGAGUGAUAAGCUUUGCGUGCAAGAACGGUCAAAUUAUUUGUAGUUAUUAUGGUGAUUUGUCAUUAUGUUUGCAGCUCUGUUUUCUGUACGAAAUGAAGAAGGUAGUCCAAAAUCGCUUAGGUCUUUAUCAUUUAGUUGCAAUAUUUUAUUUUUAUGUAUAUUAAACCUUCCUUAAAUUUGUCUUCACUAUAUGGUGAAGCGAAAUCUUGAUUUUGCUGUUGUAGUCUAUGUACAAUAUCUUUACGUAAAUCGUCUUUGAAAUUUUCUCAUAAUUUUAAUGGUUUCGAAGGUUGACAAUAUAAAAAUAUGACGGUAAACAACUCUCUCACUUGUACUGGACACUGUGAAAUUAAUGCUUCUCUCAGAGUAUUAUCUAUCACGUCAAGCUGUCUGAUAGGUCUCUUUGAAAACUCUGUCAACGGUUUUUAAGUAGUCGAAUGAGGUUGGACCGUGUACGUGAAGUAAAAAUAUGCUAAGGUAAAAACACUCUGAUUGUGAAGGAUGUACAGCGUAGACUGUACUUAAAGCGGAAUCUUUUUUCCUGCUGGAGGUCCCAAUAUAUCCUCACCACGCUUUUUUCUUAUAAAUUUUUUAUUAGCUCAUUGAGGGACGUGGUGUCUUUGCAAAUUUAUUUUCAUUACAGAGCUCCAAGAAAGCCAGCAAAGUGGUUUUACGUGGGUUUUGGUACAGCUAACUGUUAGAUCUAUGAUCUAUAUUGAACCUACUCCAUCUAAUAUUUAAUGUAGCGUUAUGUCUCAAAUUUUCUUCAUCAUGACGACUAUAAACUGGAUAUUCGUCCCCUCCGGUUUACUUAUCGUUGACGAAACGUAUGGUACUGGCAAAUGACAGUGUGGGAAACCUCGUUUCUGCAACUCACACUUCCUAUACAUAUAAUAUUUCACUUUGGCGAAUACUUCGUCUUUCGUGAAUAAUUUUAUGAAUUUCUUCAUCUUUACAUGAAAUGAUGUUAUGACGAUUGAAAGGUCGCAGAUAAUAGUUCCACUUUAAUUUCAAGUCACUCGGCGUUAUGUAUGUGGCGUAUAUGCGUUGUCCCCCAUAAUUCCGGACGCAUCUUGCGUUUUUUCAUGCAGAUAACGUGAAGAAUUUUUGAUUGGUCUAUGUUAGCAUCUUGAUGUAAGGAGCCUCAGAGAUGAAUGUAUUGGUCAGCCCUUAGGCUUUGUUGACUACGAAAUAUGUAAUUCAAUCUUUCUGAUAUCAUUUUCGCCAUCAUAUCGACAAUAUGUACACCAAAUAAAUCUCUGUAAUUAUGUAAAGGGUUGAAACAAUUAACUCUAGCCAUCCACCUAAAUGCAUAAAAUUGAAUGCACAUCCCUCAUUUGUUACUCUACCUUACUGAGGAAUGGUCAAAUAAUAACCGUCUUCUCCCAUUACAAACAGUUUGGGAUACUGCAGAGGAUCAUAUGGUCGGUGCAACUCAGAAACCUUUUUAAGUUGGCCGUCUCUACUCGUACCACGCACUAUAUCUCUUGGGCCUUUUUCAUCGUCAACCAAGAAAACGGCUACCUCGUUUACAGCUGUAGCAUUAUAUCUACUCAGGUGUGCUAUUUGUGGCUUUUAUUGUGGUAAUUAACUUUAAAUUAUCUGAAAAUUUGCGAUCUAAGUUUUGCUUAAAACAUCUUUUGUAUGCUAUUCAGUGUGGUUUAUAGUUCGUUUAUUAAAUAAAUUUUUAGCAAUAGAGCUAUGUUUUACCGUAACGACAGGUGAUCUGCAUCUGAAAUGAAAUAAAUUUGCAAGAAUUGUGGACUUUGACAUGAUGAUGGUAGAAGGCUACCUAUUAGAUAAUACCCACUAUUUUAAAAGUAGGCAUAAAAUUAUCUUCCCUUAUUUCUUUCGCGUCAAAUGACGUUAUUUAUUUGUACCUAAGUAUGAUGUUUAAAAGAUGUACAUAAAGUGUGUGAUUAUUUGUCAAUACAUUUUUGAUUCGCUAUGGCGGCUCCUGCAUAUUAGGGAGAUUGACUUUUUCAGAGGCACAGCACAUACCAUUCAUUUGAUAAUAAAGGCGUUGGGAACGCUAGUGCGAGCUUGUAUAUUUGUAUUACUUUGCUCUUCAAACCGUUAUCCACUCUCUAGCGCGUGCUUGUUAAGUUUUCAACUUUUGUUCAGUAAGCCGCUGCGAUCGUUCGAUACUCGACUCCCGAGAGAGUUACACAUAUAAUUCCACAAACGUCUAUAUGUAAUGAAACCUCCAACUUAGAAGAGAUAAUGAAAAAAUACUUAAAUACUGUGUAAAACAUUUAUUUAUUUGUGAGCUAAUUAAAAUUGACACUCAAAAGAAUUUGGAUGCUUUGGCACCCAUCAAUGGAAACUAUUGAAGUUUUCAAACACAAAAUUUUCAGGUAUAAUAUCCAAGACUUCAAAGAUGGUUAGUGAGUUUGGGUGAAAUAUAUAUAUAUACAUAUAUAUUCUAUAUAAAUAAAAAUGAAUCGCAAAAAUGUAUGUACGCUCAUAACUUUCAUACGACUGAACCAAAUUUGAUAAUUCUUUUUUUAAAAUGUUCGCUGAGGCUCAGGGAUGGUUUAUGCGGAGAAAAAAACUCGAAUAAUUGCCGGAAAACCCCUAAAAACAGCCCUUUUCUUUUUCCCAUAGAAACGAAUGAAUGUUUGUUUAUUAGCAACGCUAAGGGAACGACCGAACCAAUCUUGAUGAAAUUUGCAGAGAAUGUUCUGCGUGGAUUGGGAAAGGUUUAGAAAUAAAAAACCUAUAUGCUUUUCUUGAGGAAAAGUCGGAAAAUUGGACAAUACCAAAAAGUUAAUUUUUUCCAUACAAUUUUUUUUCAAUUUUUUAUUGUUUUGUUUUUCAAUUAUUUGAAUCGAUUAAAUCUGUCGUUUGCUUCAAAAAUUUUUGAAAAUUAUUCAGUGAAAAUGUUAUGUGUUUUUCACACAAAGUGAUCAAUUACAGAUUGAAAUUUGUCACGACGCCAUGAAGAGGUCGCGCUAAUAUCGGUUGGCGUUCUUUUUUGCAUCAACAUACAUUAGAAGCCCAAGGCACAUGAAAAGUAUUCCCAGGAUGCGAUGGCAUACGUGCGGUAUUAUGGGUCGCGAUCGUCACGAUGUCACAGCAAGACUUUUCAACAGCUUCGAUGGACAUUAUCUUGAAGCAACGCAUAUAUGGUGCUGUUAGAUGCUAGAUGUACUCUGUUGAGUGGCAAAAGAGAGGUUUGCCGCACGCACACAUUCUUCUUUGAAUGGUGGAUGGUGGUUACACCAGAUCAAAUUGACGAAAUCAUUUCUGCGGAAAUUCUUGAUGCAAAGAAAGAUCCAGUAUUAUACGAAGUGAUGAAAACCAAUAAGGUUCAUGAACCUUGCGGACACCACAACCCCACUUCGGUUUGUAUGUCUGUCAAUAAAUGCACGAAACAGUAUCCACGUACUUUUCUUUCGGAAACACAAACUAGAAAUAAUGGAUAUUCACUCUAUCGGCAACGCUCACCAUACGACAAUGGCAGAACAUUUAGCAUUCAAUUUAGAGGCGUGAGUAUCGAAGUUGACAACACAUGGAUCAUACCAUAUACGCCACUGUUGUCUAAUUCACAUUCAAAAGUCAUGUCAAUGUCGUCAGUGAUCCGAUUGCGGGGACACUCGGAAAUACCUUGAUAUUAUACAUAGAAUGCAUUGUUGAAAAAAUAAUCAUUACGCAGAAAGCAAGGCCAAGCAGUAGAUGGACAUCCAGGUGUGUUAUCAACUAAUGCAUUAGGACGAAUUUACACAAUCCACCCGAAAAACGACGAUUCUUCCUACCUUCGGUUGCUAUUGAUAAAUGUACGCGGUUCGACUUCAUUUUAGUCAUUGCGUACUGUGAAUGAUACGGUGCGUGCAACUUUUUGAGAAGCAAGCCAGCAAUUACAAUUGUGGAAAAAUGAUAAUCACUGGAAUGCAAAUGCCUUCAAAUCCGCGUCUAUUAUGGGAUACGAACAAAAAUGGCAUUGUCGAAGACAUUUUACAUCAUCUUCGCUAAUAAUUAGAAAAUGGUCAAUUCCGGUUGAUACUUCCGGUAGUUUGCUAUUAAUUCCAUCUGCCUCUUAUCAAUUCACGAAAGAUGAACUCAUGACGAAUGUUUAUCCGAACAUUGGCCAAAUUAUCGUAACUAUAAUUCCUUAAGUGCACGCGAAAUGUUAGCUGCCAAAAAUACCGAUGUUGAUGACUUAGACUGGAAGAUUCAAAGUCAAAUUCCGGGAGACUUCCGCUCAUAUAAAUCGAUCGAUCGUCUUGACAAUGAAGACAACGCCGUGAAUUAUCCAGUGGAAUUUCUAAAUUCUUUGGAGGGGCUUUUUGUGCUACCGCAUUUGCGUCUCAAAGUUGGAUCUGUCUGAUACAAGGGGCAGAAUGCUUGAUUCUACGAAAUCCUUUGAGUUCUAGCGAUUUGCCAUUUCAGUUCAAACGUAUCCCGUUUCCAGUGAAAAUUGCAUUUGAGAUGACAGUCAACAGGACCUAAAGAUAGUCGUAUAGUGUGAGGCAUAAAUUCGGAAAUGCUAUGUUUUUCACACGGCCGUAUCGUGCUCGCGAGUUGGAAAACCAUCUUUUCUGUACACCGGAACAGAAACCGAAAAAUGUUGUUUAUAAAGCUGCGUAACAUAGAAAAAAAAAAUGAAAUGAUAAAUUUAACUUUCUUUCCAUUUCAAACUACAUAAUUUCACACAGGACAACGGCUGCGGGGUCAGCUAGUAUAUAUAUAUAUAUAUAUAUAUAAUAUAUAUAAUUUUUCUAUCGAAUACAUUAAAGGGAAAAACAAUUAUGUAGCACACUUUUUGAGUAUAAUUAAAAACUAUGAAAUUACUUCCCAAAUAGGAAUUUUAAAAAGGGAUGAAGGUAGCAGCAUGCCAGUAGAAGCGGAAGCUGUCCACUCAGAAGAAGAAUAUUCAGGAAUUAAAAUUAUUAUAGAAGAAUUUUCAUCCAAUCUUAACGUGAAAUUCGUCAAGUGUUCCUAUUUAGCAAAUGUUGUGGAAAACGAAAAAGAAUUAAGAAAACAAAUUGCAAUAUUUCAUAAAAAUAAAAGGGGUCACUGUAGAAUUAUAGCCACCUACGAAAAAUUAAAGAAUAAACUAUAUAAUCCUCACAUUAGAGAGCAAAUGCAUCGGGUAUUAAAUCAUUGCGACAUAUGUUCAGGCGGCAAAUAUUAUAUUAUGGAAAUCCGAUAAAAAACAAAUUUAUUUAUCACGAAUAGCAGCGUCAUUGUAAGUCAAUUGCAAUAAUUCAUAUCCAUAAAAGGAAAGGCAUGCUAUAAUACCAUGACAGUGAAUUUAGGGCUCAAAAUAUUGAAGAAUUCCCAAACAGAAAAGGAAUACAAUACCACAUAACUAAACCGAAUAGUCACACUGGAAUAGUGACGAGGAAAGACUAAAUAAUACAAUCACAGAAAAAAAUUCAGCUCUAACUCUAGAGCUUAAUUUACCAAUUACACAACAAAUUUUUAAAGCUAUCACGUACUGCAAUGAUACUUAUCACAGCACAAUUAAAUGCACUCCGAUAGAAGCAAAAACUAAAAUAAUAAAUCAUGCAAUAAUAUAUUAUACAUAUGAAACAAUCAAAAAUAAAUAAAACAAAUAUGAAUGUUGAAGAAUAUACAGAAACUAUACAAGAAGGAUUUAUAAAACAUUAUAAAAAUGUAAGACAUAAAGAGAAACCAAAGUUCAGGAAAACCCCUAUAAGGAAUCCACACCACGAACGUAAAAGGACCCACCAAAUUUGGCAAUUAAUCAUCGAGCAUUUAGUAUACUAAAAUGAAUCACUAAUUUAAAUUUGCAGGUCAUAAUGUGGAUAUUAUUGUAGGUUCCGGACAAUUAGAAGUGUCUUUAUUGAAAGUUGAAUAGCGUCCUAGUUUCAUCAAGUUUUAGUUGCGUGCGUUAAGUAUGUAGGGCUUCAUUUUAGCAUAAUUAUAAUGUUGUUAAUAUGUCACUUCUACAUUCGGUCAUUCUGAACUACUGUUCGACCCGAACGAUGGGUUCCAAGCCUUCAUAAAUUGAGCUAACGUUGUCAACAGUGUAUCUCCCGUGUAGUAAACGUUGUUGUAUUUGAUGCGGUCCAAGGAAUUUAGCUUUUAGUUUUAAACCCGAACCAUAUUGAGUCCUCUUAAUUGCUACUAGGUCACCUAUAUUAUACGAGGUUUCCUGUCUUCUUUUGGAGUUAAACGUUUUCUUAUUCUCCUCUUGUAUCUUGGAGAUGUUUUCUAAGGCAUGUUUUCUAAUAUGGUUACGUUCAGUUUCUAACUCCUCAACUAUCGACCUAUCUAAUAGUUCUUGUAGCUCUACAUCAGCAGCUGUUCGCAUGUCUAACCCUGUCAGUAUCUUGAAUGGUGCGAAGCUCGUGCUUCUUGAAGGUGAAUUAUUAAUUAAGCGUUGAACUCUAUCAACGUGUUUAUACCAGUUUGUUGGGUUGUUGUUGCACAAUUUAGUUAAAAGCGGUAGAAUAAGGCGGUGAAUACGUUCGACCUGCCCGUUUCCACGAGGAACGCCGGUUGCUAUAAGGAGGUGCUGAACUCCUCUAUUGCAGUAUUUCUCAAAACACUUCGCCGUAAAAGCUGUAAUUAUCCGACGGGGAUUGCCAAAGAUAGAUGCCUGUUUUUCUAGCCUCUCUACCACGGAUGUAGAGUAUGUACUUUUAGUUGGGUACAGCCAUGCAAAUUUGCUAAACGCGUCCACUACAACAAGCAAAUGGUUAUACUUUUUAUGCGUCAACUCCAUUGAGCCAACGUGGUCCAAAUGAUAAGUACCAAGUGGUUUGUCUUCCUUACGUAUAGGAGUUAGUAAUCCCUCUUUUUUCCCUAAUUUUGCCUCUCCUAUAAUGCAUUCAAUGCAGUUCUUCACUACAUGUGUAAUUUUUGAUCCAAUAUUUGGAAUAUAAAAAGUUUUUUCUAUGUAA
This is a messenger RNA of Bactrocera dorsalis (oriental fruit fly), 21591 nucleotides long. RefSeq lists its product as uncharacterized. The transcript is spliced from 2 exons. Gene Ontology annotation, molecular function: nucleic acid binding. The coding region runs from base 1 to 5895 and encodes 1964 amino acids. NCBI's taxonomy places the organism in Eukaryota, Metazoa, Arthropoda, Insecta, Diptera, Tephritidae. The record is from RefSeq and is a predicted model, not a curated record. Gene Ontology annotation, biological process: DNA integration.